Messenger RNA from Sitodiplosis mosellana (orange wheat blossom midge), 2224 nucleotides. RefSeq names its product conserved oligomeric Golgi complex subunit 6 (gene Cog6). Bases 180 to 2075 code for a protein of 631 amino acids. Lineage: Eukaryota; Metazoa; Arthropoda; Insecta; Diptera; Cecidomyiidae. Gene Ontology annotation, biological process: intra-Golgi vesicle-mediated transport. The record is from RefSeq and is a predicted model, not a curated record. Gene Ontology annotation, cellular component: COG complex. The transcript is spliced from 6 exons.
UUUCUUUCCAUUGAAAUUUCUUUUCGUCUCUUUCUUAUUUUCUCUCUCUGUCUCAGCGAUAAAUUUUGUACUGUUGACGUUGUCAACUUGUUUCGAUCGCUGUUUGUUUUGGUUGGAAUUGUGUUUCAAGUUUUUUUUUCCUUUCUUUUGGCCAAGAAUUUUAAAAGCCGCAUAUAAAAAUGGCCAAUCUCAUCGUUGACAACAGUAAACGCGAUAGUGAUGAAGACAAUAUUACAAAGCGGCUGAAUAAAGCGUUUGAAAGUCGUUUGGAUUUAGAUCGGGAAACUUUGGAGGCACUCAGUGAUUUGUCCACAUUUUUCACGGAAAAUACACUGCAAACUCGUCGAAAUUUGCGCAGCAAAAUCGAAAAACGAAGUCUAACGAUCAACGAAAAUUUUCUGUUGGCAUUUAAAGAGGUCAAAACCACACUCGACGGAAUUUGCGAUGAUAUUGAUGGGAUGCGUAAAACAGUUGGUGCAAUGAAACAAUGUUUAUCGGAAACGGAAGCCCAAACCCAUGAAUUAAUUCAACAAACGAAUGCACUUCAAGUGGAAAGUAAAAAAUUAGAAGUGCGACAGGAAAUAACCAGUGCAUUCUUAAGUCAAUUCCGAUUGAGUGUCGAAGAGCAUCAACAUUUAUAUGGAACAUCACGAGAUGCACCGAUCACAAAUAAAUUCUUCGAAGUGCUUGAACGAAUUCAGGCCAUUCAUGCCGAAUGCCGAGUUUUGCUGCAAUCAAAUUGCCAAACAGCUGCUCUUGAUAUUAUGGAAGAGAUGACAUUGCAUCAAGAAGCCGGCUUGGAGCGAUUGUAUCGAUACACACAGGCUCAUUGCCGUAAUGUUGACUCAGAUAUUAGUGGGUUAUUGCAAUUAGCGAUGAACAAAUUACAAGAUCGACCGGUGCUGUUCAAGUAUGUGAUUGAUGAGUAUGCAAAUGCACGACGAUCCGUUUUUGUACGGCAUUUCAUUGAUGCACUCACUGUCGGCGGACCAAAUGGCAAUCCAAAACCCAUUGAAAUGCAUUCACACGAUCCAAAGAGGUAUAUCGGUGACAUGUUUGCUUGGCUACACUCGUCCAUACCGAUUGAACGAGAAAAUUUGAUGUUGUUACUGAAGGACUGUGAUAAAAAUGACAUGAGUGAACAAUCGCAGGCGGCUCUAACCCACAUCGCUGACGGCGUUUGUCAUGCACUGAAAGUGCGCGUAGAAACAAUUUUAAACGGCUGCACCGACGUCAUCACCUUGUAUUCUGUGUCAAACUUGAUACGAUUCUAUCAGACCAUUUUGAAGCAGAUAAUAAAAGGAGGUGAUUUGGAGGAAUGUAUCGGUAAUUUGCAGUUGUUCAGCGAGUCAACGUAUUUGAAAACAUUGUCGCAACAAGUGAAAGAGUUGCUGUACGGUCAGCCGGGUGCAAAUAUGGGCUUGGAGCCACCGAAUAAUGAUUUAAUUCCAUCGCACAGUGUGACUCGUUUGCUGAGCAUUCUCAAGGAGAUUUUGUCGGUGGCAAGUAUGGUCGAAAGUCGCCAGACAGAUAUCACAAAAAUCGUUUCGUGUGUUAUCGAUCCACUUUUGCAUUCCAUUACCGAGUCAGCUUCACAUUUACCGACGGUCGAUAUGGCCGUUUACAUUCUGAAUUGUUUGUAUCACAUGCAAAGUACGCUCGGUAUGUUUGAAUAUGUCGACAGUCGAAUGGAGCGACUGCAAGCUCAAUGUGACGCCCAAAUCGAUACAUUAACAUCCGAGCAGGCGUCAUCAUUAGUGGCCAAUUUGAAUUUAGGACCCAUUUACACACUUUUACAAAGUUCAUCGAAAGACAUCGAUCCGAACCAUUUGAAAAUGUUCAUGGUAAAACUCGACUCAUUUUUAGAGAUGCCAGAUGUUCUGUUGCUACCUCAGGUGAAUCUAUUGCAGAGCAAUGCACAUCGGUCAACCAUACAAAAACGUUCAUUCAAUGUCAUCAUUGCCAUUUACAAGCAAAUCUACGAACGAGUUCACGACCCGAACAGUAACCUAGAAGCACAGCGUGCCAUUCUCACUAAAACACCAGAGAAACUCAGUGAAUAUUUGAGUGUUUAGGUAGAAAAAAAAACUUGACGAUUUUUUUAAUAAAAUUCAGUUUGUGUAUUAAAAUUCAUUUGAUCAAAAUAAUAUCAUUUCGAAUCAAAGUUGAAUGAAUACUUGAAUAAAGUUGUAAUCAUUAAAACGGCAAAAAUUCGUUAAAAAAA